AUGGGUCAUUCUCAUUGGCAGGCUGUGAGCUGUAGAAAUAACAAUAGAUAUCCUAUGGCAGGUGACCUGCGCAAAGGUCACUCGGUCACCAAGAAUGAGACUGGCCCAAGGAAGUGCCAUAGUAGAGGGUACCAAACCAAGCACACCAAGUUUGUCAGAGAUCUGAUUCCUGAGGACUGUGGUUUUCCUCCCUAUGAAAGGUGUGCACUGGAAUUUCUGAAUGUCUUUAAAGAGAAGUGUGCACUCAAAUUCAUCAACAAAAGAGUUGGUUCUCACAUCUGUAUGAAUAGGAAGAGAGAAGAAUUCAGCAAUGUACUGGUAGUAAUGAGAAAGGCAGCUGCAAGGAAAGAUUAUUCUGCAGAACGUUGUCACAAUUUAAGUUCUUAA
This is a messenger RNA of Rhincodon typus (whale shark), 387 nucleotides long. Its product is annotated as 60S ribosomal protein L36-like. Gene Ontology annotation, molecular function: structural constituent of ribosome. Gene Ontology annotation, biological process: cytoplasmic translation. The transcript has a single exon. Gene Ontology annotation, cellular component: cytosolic large ribosomal subunit; ribosome. NCBI's taxonomy places the organism in Eukaryota, Metazoa, Chordata, Chondrichthyes, Orectolobiformes, Rhincodontidae. The record is from RefSeq and is a predicted model, not a curated record. Bases 1 to 387 code for a protein of 128 amino acids.